This is a messenger RNA of Magallana angulata, 2781 nucleotides long. RefSeq lists its product as uncharacterized. The coding region runs from base 127 to 2148 and encodes 673 amino acids. NCBI's taxonomy places the organism in Eukaryota, Metazoa, Mollusca, Bivalvia, Ostreida, Ostreidae. The transcript is spliced from 7 exons. The record is from RefSeq and is a predicted model, not a curated record.
UAAAACACACGUGGAUUAUGCAAUAUAACCACCCGACCUCGUUUGUGUGCACUCUGCAUGGACCAAAUAAAUUAAACCAACACCUACAGCACAACUAGGGCACUAGUAUAGUAACACUUCCUGAAUAUGGUUGCUCGCCUCUUGACCAAAAUAUACAUAAUGGGUCCGUCUAGAUCUAUUGUGUUGGUUGCAAUAACGUUUCUGAUGCUGUCGUGUCAGCCACCGUCAGUGACAGGGUCAACUACCGAGGCAACCAACUCAACCAGCACUCUGACAAUGUCUAUCACCAUACCCAUCUCACCAUCUGAUGCACAGACCACGCCAAAAACCGCACCCACUUCAUUAUUAACUUACGCACAGACCACACCUAGUUCGCCAUCAACUGAUGCACAAUCCACGUCUAAAACAACCACCAUCUCGUCAACUGACGCACGAGUCACACCGAUUUUGACAGCCAUUGACCCACAGACCACGUCUGAAACUACGCAAAUCUCAUCAUCUGCUGCUGCCCAGAAUACGACAAUCUCAUCACCCACUCAUGCUCAUACAAGUGUGAAUGACAUUAAUAUCACGAAUCGAGCAGUGGCAGACUCAACAACGACUCCGAUACUGUCUACAUCCACAACUGUUGAGAAAAUAUUCCCAGAGAACUCGCAGAUCAUCGAAAAACUACUCCAGGCUUUUGGAGAGGAAUUCCUGAAGCUCCUUGGCUCCCUGUCCCUGCGGUGCGCCGUGAACCGCUUUAUACUGGGGUACAGUGACCUCCUAGCGAACGGAUGUAGUAGUGAAGCACUGCAGAAUGUCGCUACUACAAUCCAAGAAAUCUGCACAGAUGAGCAGACGACAUGUUUGCUUAGUCAACAAAAGUCUGAAAGAAAUGGGAUCCAGGUCUGUAUCGAUUCGACGGUGAGGACCAAUCCAUGCCCGGAAGUGGUGGUCUCCGAUCAGAGGUAUUGUGGGGAUUUCUACGUUUAUACCCUGAACUGUACAGUACUACAGCAAAGUUCCCCAACCGUAGCUUCAACGACAUUGAUGACGCCAGCGGCCCAAACAGUCACAGACAAGAACUCCAACACAACGGCGGCCAGGUAUGCGGGGGCGGCACUUGGAGGAUUCCUAGGGGGUAUACUGGUGACGUCACUGGUCCUGUACUUCGUAUAUCAACACCGACGUAAAAUGGAAAAACAGCGUGCAUCGUUGAGCAGUAACAACUUCCCCAAUUUACACCGUCCUCUUCCUAGAAUAGAGAGCGGUGUUUAUAACAAGAUAGAGGACAUGCAUGAUGCAAGGAAAGGGAGAAUUAAUCCAAUCUGGGUUAACCAGAACUAUGACUCUCAUUUUCAUGGAGGUGGAACCGUUGAAAACCAAAAUGUCCUUGGACAGAGCGCCAUGAAGAAAUGCGAUAGCUGCGCCAAAGGAUUCUACACGUUUGAUCCCCGAAAAUCCGUCGAUGAGGGUGUCCUUCAAGCGCCAACUAGAUUUGGAAAGUUGAGUCCUAUCCUUCCAAGGAACAAUUCCAGUUCUCAUGGACUGGACAUCAUGGGGUAUCUUACUCCAGGUAAACUGUUGGCCAAAACUGAAGGUUCAAAUUGUGCAGACGACUGCCGUCGAGCUGAUGACGUUUCUAACGUAGAAAGGAUUAGAGGCGAAGAGGAAACGGAAAUAGGAAUAGCACCCACCAAUCAAGAUGCUUUGGGAAUUCCAAAUAACGUGGAUACUGUUAACAAUGUUAGUGCUUCUGUGAAUGAUACCAACACGAUGGCAGAUGGUGAACCUGGAGUUACUUUUAGUAUCGACGAGACCGGUAUAGUGAAUGAGGCGUUCGAAGAAGAUACAGCCGGUUCUGAUUCUGCUGGAAAAGGGGCUUUAGAGGAAGUGGAAAAAGUGGGACUAGAACCUAGUAACGAUGUUGAUUGUGAGACGGUGGUUUCUGAUGAAGUUACAAACAAAGAAAUUGAAAGUUGUCGUAAUCCGGAUAAAUCUUUGGUGGAAGGGAAGUUUCCAGAAGAAGUGAUUAAGGAAGAAGAACCACUCUAUCACUUAUUAGAAAAAUUUCCAGAGAAAGUGGUCUCAGAUGGAGUGCCAAAACAGGAAGAGGAAAUGAACGAGAUAAUCACAAAAGAACAGGAAGUGAGUGAUGGGAAAUAAAACAAGGAAUAUUGAAUUACAGUGACGAAAUAAAGAUAUUCAGUACAGUUUGUGAUACAAAAUUCUUAGAGUAUUUUGCCACGUUUUUGCCAAUGGACGACUAUUGCUAGGUAUAUUCAUAUCUGUCAAGUUUCUAUGAACAUAUUUGUGCCAUUGUAUACUGUUGAUCUUGAACAUAAAUCAGUUUGUAGAUACGCAGUACAUCUUAUAUAUGUCUAACAUAUAUAUUUACGUAAUAUCUACAUGUAUACAAAUUGUAGCCACGAGGAGAUUAUCAUAUUACUGUGUUUUAUUUUUUGUACACUUUAUCUUAUUACAAUAAAACUAUACAUUUUAACGUAAUAAUUCGUAAUAAACAUGUGAUAUUGCUGCGCAAUAUAAUGAGCUAUCGUAUGGAACGCCAAGGUUGCCUUCUGUGGUUGAUAGCCACAUCAUAAUAAAAUUGAAAAUAAAACAGUUAUUAAGAACCAAACCAUAUACAUGUGAGACAUCUCAGCGUCACAUAUGGAGAUUCCUUUAAGUGUGUAUUAAUACAUUUUAAACGGUCAUGAUAACGAUUUGGGUUCCUUUAGUUACUACCAUGAACGACCAAUUUGUUACUUUACUUGCUUCAGCACGACUAUGAACUGUUUU